AUGGAGGCAGCUAUUGACACUGUCAAACAGUUCGCAACGACUGCCAGCGAAGCAACUCGCCAGGAAGUGAUAAAAUCAUUGACCAAGCUGAUUUUUGCUCUAGAAAGCCCCAGUGACACUAUUCAUAGAUAUGGACAUAUGAAUCUACAAACUGCCAUAAUUAGGAUCGGCUUUGAUUUAGGCCUUUUCAAAUUAUUGACUGAUGCCAAUGGGCCACUGUCGGUGGACGAAAUUUCCCAAAAAACCGGCGCUGAGCCCCAGUUGAUAAGCCGCAUUUUUAGGUAUCUUGCUGCCAUUGACUUGGUGGAUGAAGUUUCGGCUACUCAGUAUGCCGCAAACAAUGUAACCCGAAACCUUACUGAGAAGUCUGUUGAGGCUGGUUUGUGCCACUACUUCUACACUGCUUCACCUCAGUAUGAAGCACUCCCUGGCUUCUUGAAAAGCACCAAGUACCAAAACCCAGUUGACGAGCUACAUACUGCCUUCCAAGAUGCCUGGAAGACCAAUCUUCAUGCGUUUGCAUGGUUCAGUGACCACCCUGCGCAGCUUACCUACUUCAAUGACUACAUGGCUCUCCGUCGUACGCCUGAAGUUUCGUGGCUUUCAGUGUAUCCCGUUGCUCGUGAGGUUGAGAGCUGGGACUCAAAGAACAACACCAGGGCUAUCUACGUUAACAUUGGGGGCGGUAUAGGUCAUCAGUGCAAACAAUUCAAGGACAAGUAUCCUAAUUUGUCUGGAAGGGUGAUAUUACAGGAUCUACCACAUUCAAUCGCAAAAGCACUGCCAACACCUGGUGUAGAGAACAUGGAACAUGACUUUUUCCAGCCACAACCAGUUAAAGAUGCUAAAUUUUACUUCCUCCGCGGAGUCCUCCACGAUCAUCCGCCACAUCAGGUGCGAAAGAUCCUCGAGCAGACAAAAGCAGCCAUGGGGCCUGAAUCUGUUAUGCUUAUUGAUGAAAUGAUCCUUCCAACGACUGGCGUAAACAACAUGGCUGCAUCUGUUGACAUGACUAUGCUCACUGCAUUGGCGGGCAUGGAGCGAACCGAGGCCCAGUGGCGCAAUACUCUUGAAGAGGUAGGGUUGGAGGUUGUGAGCACUUUCCCAUACUCUCCAAAAAAUUUUGAGGGAGUGAUACAGGCAAGGCUGCCAAGAUAG
Messenger RNA from Trichophyton rubrum CBS 118892, 1158 nucleotides. RefSeq lists its product as uncharacterized. Gene Ontology annotation, molecular function: O-methyltransferase activity. The transcript is spliced from 5 exons. NCBI's taxonomy places the organism in Eukaryota, Fungi, Ascomycota, Eurotiomycetes, Onygenales, Arthrodermataceae. The coding region runs from base 1 to 1158 and encodes 385 amino acids. The record is from RefSeq and is a predicted model, not a curated record.